UUAGUCGAAUUGAGUUGAGACUCGGUGCAAUUAUCGACAGCCAAUCGACAUCUUCAACAAGUUUGUCGAGGAAUUCAGCGUUCCUAAAAAGUGAAAGAAUCAUAAACACAACAAACGCGAUUCUGUCACUCGCGAUCUUUCUCCUUCGUCUUUUAAAUAUUUUUUAAGCGUUUUUUAAAGGGGUUUUUCCUCAUUGAAAUUUAUUAUCUAUUUGUGCGUAUCUUUGUGCGAUAUCUUUCAUAAUCGAUUGCAAUGAAUCCUUUAACUAACGUCAAAAAUAUAAAGAAGCUCAACGAGCAAGAAUUACGAGGUAGAAAUAAAACGUCUUGGCACGACCAGUACAAAGAUAGCGCUUGGAUUUUCGUCGGUGGUCUGCCAUACGAUUUAACGGAAGGUGACGUUAUCGCUAUUUUCUCUCAAUACGGAGAAGUAGUUAAUAUAAAUUUAAUUAGAGACAAAGAUACUGGAAAGCAAAAAGGCUAUGGCUUCUUGUGUUAUGAAGAUCAGAGGAGCACCAUAUUGGCAGUCGACAAUUUCAAUGGCAUAAAGAUAUUAGGUAGAACAAUACGAGUGGACCACGUUUCCAAUUACAAAGCGCCAAAAGAUUCAAAGAAUAUAGACGAGGAAACGAGAAAUUUACGGAAAGAAGGUUGCGCUCCAAAGAAGAGCUGAAGAUAUACAAAUAAACUGCAAAGUAUCGAUAAUCCUAGAUAUUGUUUCAAUAAUUUUUAUUAUUACGAAUAAAUUUACAUUUAGACUUGAUGGAAAAUAUUACUGACUAUAUAAAAGUUACAACUACUUUGUUACUAUCAGUUAAGUCUUCAGUGUUACAGUUGAGAUUAAAAAUAUUACCCAACUU
Temnothorax curvispinosus is the source of this 859-nucleotide messenger RNA. RefSeq names its product RNA-binding motif protein, X-linked 2. The record is from RefSeq and is a predicted model, not a curated record. Gene Ontology annotation, cellular component: U2 snRNP; precatalytic spliceosome; catalytic step 2 spliceosome. The transcript is spliced from 4 exons. Gene Ontology annotation, biological process: mRNA splicing, via spliceosome. Lineage: Eukaryota; Metazoa; Arthropoda; Insecta; Hymenoptera; Formicidae. Gene Ontology annotation, molecular function: RNA binding. The coding region runs from base 253 to 672 and encodes 139 amino acids.